Messenger RNA from Chanos chanos (milkfish), 603 nucleotides. RefSeq names its product ly6/PLAUR domain-containing protein 3-like. The record is from RefSeq and is a predicted model, not a curated record. The coding region runs from base 1 to 603 and encodes 200 amino acids. The transcript is spliced from 5 exons. Lineage: Eukaryota; Metazoa; Chordata; Actinopteri; Gonorynchiformes; Chanidae.
AUGAAGCUCACUACAUGCAAUAGAAGGCCUGGAGGAAAUGCACUCCAGUGUUAUCAGUGUAUACCAGGUCCAUCUGGAACAUGCACAGACACUCAAGUGGACUGUCCCUCUCAGUGUGGCAGUGCAACUGGGGCUACAUACAUGAGUGGUCAAAAAACAUCUGCAAUCAAUAAAAAAUUUUGUGCUACGCCUAAACAAUGCAUCAGUGGAUCAUUCAAUCUUGGAUUGAUGAAAUCUAUCGUCAGCUCCAAAUGUUGCAAUACUAAUCUCUGCAACAAUCACACAGUUCAAGAACUUCCUUCCACUGGCCCCAAUGGGAAAAAGUGUUUCACUUGUGUGGGAGAUGACUGCUCACAAACUUUGAAUUGUGAAGGAGAUGAGGAUCAGUGUGUUGAGACAAAAGUCAACACAGGUGGACAGAAGAUAACCAUGAAAGGAUGCACAUCCAGUAUUAUCUGUUUUGCUCACCUGUUAGGUCAGCCGGGCCCUACAGGUGAGAGAGUGACCUGCUGUGCGGGGGACUUGUGUAACAAUGUCAAGAGUAUCAACCAGAACAUGUUCCUCUUGGUGGUGUCCGUGGUCUCUAAAAUCCUCUAUCACUGA